CCCAUUCUCCCAUUGAUCCGUCCCCCUGAUCAACCAGAAAGGAACACAAGAUGGCUGAGCAACUCAUCCUCAAGGGCACCCUGGAGGGCCACAAUGGCUGGGUCACCAGCUUGGCCACCUCUUUGGAGAACCCCAACAUGCUCCUUUCUGGUAGCAGAGACAAGUCCCUCAUCAUCUGGAACCUCACCCGCGAUGAGACCUCGUACGGCUACCCCAAGCGCCGUCUCCACGGCCACUCUCACAUCGUCUCCGACUGUGUGAUCUCUUCCGACGGUGCCUACGCCCUCUCUGCCUCGUGGGACAAGACCCUCCGUCUCUGGGAGCUUUCCACCGGCACCACCACCCGCCGUUUCGUCGGCCACACCAACGACGUUCUCUCCGUCUCCUUCUCGGCCGACAACCGCCAGAUCGUCUCCGGUUCCCGCGAUCGCUCCAUCAAGCUGUGGAACACCCUCGGUGACUGCAAGUUCACCAUCACCGAGAAGGGCCACACUGAGUGGGUUUCCUGCGUCCGCUUCAGCCCCAACCCCCAGAACCCCGUCAUUGUCUCCUCCGGCUGGGACAAGCUCGUCAAGGUUUGGGAGCUCUCGUCCUGCAAGCUCCAGACCGACCACAUCGGUCACACCGGCUACAUCAACGCCGUCACCAUCUCCCCCGAUGGCUCCCUCUGCGCUUCCGGUGGCAAGGACGGUACCACCAUGCUCUGGGACCUCAACGAGAGCAAGCACCUUUACUCUCUCAACGCCAACGACGAGAUCCACGCCCUCGUCUUCUCCCCCAACCGCUACUGGCUCUGCGCUGCCACCUCCAGCAGCAUCAUCAUCUUCGACCUCGAGAAGAAGAGCAAGGUCGACGAGCUCAAGCCCGAGUUCCAGAACAUCGGCAAGAAGUCCCGCGAGCCCGAGUGUGUCUCCCUCGCCUGGUCCGCCGAUGGCCAGACCCUCUUCGCCGGUUACACCGACAACAUCAUCCGUGCCUGGGGUGUCAUGUCCCGCGCUUAAGCGGAGACGUCGGAGCCGGGACUGGUUGGCUAGGGGACGUUGUGGACGGGAGGCUUGCUGCGCGGUUUCUGUCGGCAGUCCGUGAAGGACGCCGCACGCGUCGUGCUGCUGCUGCAUCAGGGCAAUUUCGAAGGAUUCCAUGGUAAAGGCGUAUCUCGGAACUGCUUUGUAUCGUCUUUGCUUUCUUUCAUUUUAAACAUACCAAAAUGAAAGGACAACUGGGAGCUAUGGGAAAAAGUUGCAUUCUAAUGUCACGCGAACGGGCCUCUACGUGCAGCGUAUUUUGGUCCACCUAUGGCAAUGAAUGAUAACGAAGGCCAAGAUGAACCAUCUGUUGUGUCCCU
This is a messenger RNA of Neurospora tetraspora, 1345 nucleotides long. RefSeq names its product WD40 repeat-like protein. NCBI's taxonomy places the organism in Eukaryota, Fungi, Ascomycota, Sordariomycetes, Sordariales, Sordariaceae. Gene Ontology annotation, molecular function: protein kinase C binding; ribosome binding; translation regulator activity. Bases 51 to 1001 code for a protein of 316 amino acids. The record is from RefSeq and is a predicted model, not a curated record. Gene Ontology annotation, cellular component: nucleus; cytosol. Gene Ontology annotation, biological process: rescue of stalled cytosolic ribosome; positive regulation of protein phosphorylation. The transcript is spliced from 5 exons.